This is a messenger RNA of Sorghum bicolor (sorghum), 1559 nucleotides long. RefSeq lists its product as uncharacterized. The coding region runs from base 194 to 1333 and encodes 379 amino acids. The transcript is spliced from 3 exons. The record is from RefSeq and is a predicted model, not a curated record. NCBI's taxonomy places the organism in Eukaryota, Viridiplantae, Streptophyta, Magnoliopsida, Poales, Poaceae.
UGGCUGCCAUGAUUGGCGGUUCCAACGACGAGAGACAGGGUUCUCGACGCCGCACGUCCCCCGGCCUAUAAGUGCAAAACUGCAACGUAGCCUGUGGCCAUCGACACAAAACACUGAGUGUUCAUAGGUUCCUGACGUAUCUGAGUUGCAUUCGAGCGUGUAGGUUGUUUCUUUGAGUUGGAGAAGGUAGACGAUGGGAAGGGGAAGCGAGACAGUGCCGAACGCCCGUCGAGCUGCGCUGUUCUUGAUCGUCUGCUUGGCGGCUCGAGCGGCUUCGGCAAUCCAGGAUGGCCUGCUGCCGAACGGCAACUUCGAGGAGGCGCCACCCAAGUCGCAGCUCAAAGGCUCGAGGGUGAUGGGGCGCAACGCGAUACCGCACUGGGAGAUCUCGGGGUUCGUGGAGUACAUCGGAUCCGGGCAGAAGCAGGGUGACAUGCUCCUGCCGGUGCCGGAGGGCGCCUACGCCGUGCGGCUCGGGAACGAGGCCUCCAUCCAGCAGCGUCUCGCCCUGACGCAGGGCGCGCACUACUCCAUCACCUUCAGCGCGGCGCGCACCUGCGCCCAGGCCGAGCAGCUCAACGUCACGGUCGCCCCCGAGUCGGACAUUCUCCCUAUCCAGACGGUGUACACCAGCAGCGGCUGGGACUCCUACUCCUGGGCCUUCAAGGCCACGAGCAGCGUCGUCUCGCUGAUCAUCCACAACCCCGGUGUCGCCGAGGACGCAGCCUGCGGCCCCCUCAUCGACUUGUUCGCCAUUAAGACCCUGCCGACGCCUCAGAGCAGCAAGAAUAAUCUGCUGAAGAAUGGGGACUUCGAGGAGGGCCCGUACAUCUUCCCCAACACGCGGUGGGGGGUGCUGGUGCCGCCCAUGGACGAGGACGACUACUCGCCGCUGUCGCCGUGGAUGAUCCUGUCGUCCACCAAGUCGGUGAAGUACGUGGACGCGCCGCACCACGUCGUGCCGCACGGUGCCCGCGCCGUGGAGCUGGUGUCCGGCAUGGAGACAGCGCUGGUGCAGAACGCGACCACCGUUCCCGGACUGCCCUACAGGCUUCAGUUCUCGGCCGGGGACGCCGGCAACGGCUGCGUGGGCUCCAUGGCUGUCCAGGCGUACGCCGGGGGCAAGAGCGUGAAGGCGCAGUUCCAGUCCCAGGGCAAAGGCGGCCACAAGCGCGGCGUGCUGGACUUCACGGCGACCGCGGACCAGACGCGGGUGGUGUUCGUCAGCAUGGGCUACAUCAUGAAGCCCGACGGCACGCUCUGUGGACCGGUCGUCGACGACGUCUCGCUAGUCUGCACGCGGAACCAUCCUGCUCGCCGCUUGCUUCUGUGAAACUACUGGACAUGAUUCAUUCAUAGGUUAAUGUGAAUGACUGUGAGUGUGCUCGAACUCGAAUGCUCGGGCUUCAUUAACCAAAUCUUGGUAGAUUCCACGGUCAUCAUAUAUGUACUUGCAUCUCUGUUUUAUUUUUCUUAGCCAAAUGUACUUAUGCUUCGACCCCACUUCCAUUGUUGUGCACUCAAUUUCAAUCUAGUAGUGAAGGAUUUGACUGAUGUGA